This is a messenger RNA of Chaetomium strumarium, 1422 nucleotides long. Its product is annotated as kinase-like domain-containing protein. Gene Ontology annotation, molecular function: protein serine/threonine kinase activity; ATP binding. The record is from RefSeq and is a predicted model, not a curated record. Bases 1 to 1422 code for a protein of 473 amino acids. The transcript is spliced from 2 exons. Lineage: Eukaryota; Fungi; Ascomycota; Sordariomycetes; Sordariales; Chaetomiaceae. Gene Ontology annotation, cellular component: nucleus. Gene Ontology annotation, biological process: regulation of mitotic cell cycle; protein phosphorylation.
AUGGCGAGCAAGGCAAAGUCCCGCUGGACAGACGAUGAAACGGAUGCGGUCCUCGAGGCGCAGCUGAAGAAGGAAAAGGAAGAGAAGAAGCGUCUCAAGGCCGAAAAGGCACGCAGGCUUGAAGAGGAAAGGCAGGCUCGGGAAGCCGCCGCCGCCGCCGCAGCGCAACAAGAGGGUGACGGCACUCAGGGACCCCCGGCGAAACGACGAAAGGUAUCUCAAGAGCCCGACGCGAGACAACCCGCAGGGACGUCCGACACAAGCGUCAAUGCCCCGAGAUUACUACGCUUUGAAGGUGGCGCGUUCGGCACCUGCCGCAGCGUCGAGAACUACGACAAGCUUAACGACAUCGAGGAGGGCGCAUACGGCUGGGUAUCACGGGCAAAGGAGAUUGCGACCGGCAGGGUGGUGGCGCUCAAGCGGCUCAAGAUAGAUCCCAAGGACCGCGGGGGGUUGCCAGUCACAGGACUGCGGGAGAUCCAGAUCCUAAAGGACUGCGACCACAGGAAUGUGGUCAAGCUACGGGAGGUGGUCGUCGGUGACGACACGAGCAAGAUUGAAAACAUCUUCCUCGUCCUCGAGUUCGUCGAACACGACCUGAAGUCCAUCCUCGAAGACAUGCCCGAGCCCUUCCUCGCGUCCGAAGUGAAGACUCUCCUCCAACAGCUCGCGUCAGGUGUCGCCUAUCUACACGACAACUGGAUCCUUCACCGCGACCUUAAGACCUCCAACCUCCUACUCAACAACCGCGGCCAGCUGAAAAUCGCCGACUUCGGCAUGGCCCGCUACGUCGGCGACCCCCCUCCAAAACUGACCCAACUCGUGGUCACCCUCUGGUAUCGCGCGCCCGAACUGCUGCUCGGCGCGACCCGGUACAGCGCGGCCAUCGACAUGUGGAGCAUCGGCUGCAUCUUCGGCGAGCUGCUCACCCGCGAGCCGCUGCUGCAGGGGCGCAACGAAGUCGACGAGCUCACCAAGAUCUUCGAGCUCUGCGGCAUCCCGACCGAGGAGACCUGGCCGUCCUUCCGCCGCCUCCCCAACGCGCGCGGGCUGCGCCUGCCCAGCAACAGCAACAAGAGCGCCAUGACGGGCUCCGUGAUACGGGCCAAGUUCCCACUGCUCACUUCGGCCGGCGUGGCGCUGCUGAAUGGCUUGCUGUCACUCGAUCCGGACAAGAGGCCGACUGCGAAGGAGAUGCUCGCGCACGAGUACUUCAAGCAGGAUCCCAAACCGAAGCAAGAGGCGAUGUUCCCUACUUUUCCGAGCAAGGCGGGCCAGGAGAGGAGGAGGCGGCGCGAGACGCCGAACGCGCCUGCCAGGGGCCAAGAGGCUGUGGAGAUCGGUGCGGUGGACUUUAGUGGGAUAUUCUCGGGGAGGGAGAGAGAGGAGAGGGGAGGGGGGUUCUCGCUGCGCAUGGUAUAG